AUGCAAUCGCUCUCUCUAAAGUCGUUACUAGUCGUAGGUGCUUGCCUUGCCUCUGCAGCCUCCGCCCUCAACACCAAGCUCGUCGGAACAUGGUCGACGAAAUCCGCAAAAGUGUUGACAGGCCCGGGCUUUUACAAUCCGAUCAACGACAGUUUCAUCGAGCCGAAGCAUACAGGCAUUUCCUACUCGUUCACAGCGGACGGGUUUUAUGAGAGCGCAUACUACAGAGCGAUUUCGAACCCUACGAAGCCAUCAUGUCCGCAAGCGAUCAUGCAGUUUCAACACGGGACCGUCGUCGAGAACGCAAACGGGUCUCUCAGUCUGACGCCGUUCAGCGUCGACGGCAGGCAGCUGCUAUCGAAUCCAUGCGCAGGCACUACAUCCACAUACACGCGAUACAACCAGUCCGAAACCUUGGAGGCACGGAUUCCCCCCCCCCAUCCAAACACUCUCUACGUGGACGCCUACUCCAAGAUGACCCGUCUCGACCUCUACCAAUUUGACGGCUCCCCAAUGCACCCCAUGUACCUUGCCUUCAACCCGCCGCAGAUGCUGCCCACGGUCACCAUGAACCCGACAGUGACAGCUACCGCUGUAGGAACGAAGGCGAAGCGGACGUUGGGGGCCGGAGAGGGAGAGGAGCUCAUAGAGCCGCUGAAUAAGAAUGCUCCGCACAUCACGCGCGAUCACGAGCUCACUUUUAUUCAACGAGUCGAUUUGGAUAUGCUGUGGUAUACUGGCGUAGGAAUGCUCGUUACGGGAACGGUUGCGUACUGUCUAUGA
Molecule: messenger RNA, 783 nt
Organism: Drepanopeziza brunnea f. sp. 'multigermtubi' MB_m1
Lineage: Eukaryota; Fungi; Ascomycota; Leotiomycetes; Helotiales; Drepanopezizaceae
Source: RefSeq, a predicted model, not a curated record